Messenger RNA from Culex quinquefasciatus (southern house mosquito), 4000 nucleotides. Its product is annotated as signal transducer and activator of transcription B. Bases 1109 to 2215 code for a protein of 368 amino acids. The record is from RefSeq and is a predicted model, not a curated record. The transcript is spliced from 3 exons. Lineage: Eukaryota; Metazoa; Arthropoda; Insecta; Diptera; Culicidae.
ACGGCGAGUCACUCCGGCACUACGGCUGGUGUUGUCGCCUUCGUCAGCAGUCAGUCUCCGAUCAGCCCAUGAACGAGCAGCACGCGAAAGCGGUGUUUCUCUCGCGCAUCCCCCCCACACACGGAAUAACCGAGAGUCAAUCGAGGUCGCGUGUCACUUUAAUACACAACUUCUAGUGAGGAUAAAGAGGUGCCAGUCGGCACAUCAACAGAACAUUAAGGUCCCGAAAAUUGUUUGUGGAUACUAAGCGAAAAAUAAAAAAAAAUCGCACAGUGCAAUACUACAGGACAUCAAGUGCAAGUGUGUUUACACCUAGUGGAGUAACGCGUCCGAGGCACACCGCAAGGAUACCGCAAGUGUGUGCAAGGACCCCCGUGAACCGGUGUCUUCCGGAAAGAGACGCACACGUCUCAAUUACAACAUAGUUAGAGCAGUGUCGUGCGCGACACCCUAGAGUGCUACGAUUAGAGAGCUAAUCGAGCAACCGAAAGAGUUAAGAUAAAGCAGCAACAACAAGAAACCAAAAAAGCAAGCAAGAGUCGAAGACAAGUGCAAGGCAAAGAGAGUGUCGGUCGGUUGGAUACCGCGCGAAGGUGAGAAGAACCGACACAAAGUGGUUGAGCAGCGAAUCUCGGUGUGUCUUAAAACGGUUAAUAAGAAACAGCUAACGGCAAGGUCGUAUCUAAGAGCAGCGCUGCGGCGAGAAGAAACGAAGAGAGCGUGAGCACGCAAAGCAGUGAAGGAAAGACGAAAAGCUGUGUGCGACUUGGAGUGUGAAGGCUGGAUUUGAAUGAAACCAAAACUGAUCAGAAGGAGCAAUAGUUGAAGAGCAGAGGAAAAUUGAAGUGUGUGUGUGUGAAGACGCAGGGAUUUGCACGUUGUGAAAUCGGUCGAGCCCCAAACAAAAGAGAAACUAUUUAGUGCGCGCAGCACUGAAGAAGCAGAGCAUCGAAAGUGAACAACUUGAAGAGACGCGGAACGUCAUGAAAUAGAGUGAAUUGUGUGACGAACGAAGAAACAGUGAUCGCGAGCAGUGUUUUUGUUUUUUGUUGAUUCGCCAACUUUGCUGGUCCAUAUUUCUGACGGACGAGAGGCGGAGUAGCAAAUAAUGACCCUGCCGACGAAUCCGGGCAACGCCGGUCUGGCUGGCGAGGACGAGUCGGACAUGUUCGGGCCGCCGCACACGUCCCCGCCGGUGCGCCGCAAUCGGCCCAAGGUGCCGAUGAUCUCCGCCCAGCUGCGGAUGCGGGAGGUGCGCAAGCGGAUCCUGCAGCUGUGCGUGCACAAGCUCGAGCGCAUCAAGGACUCGGAGCGGAACCUGCGCCGGUCGGUGUGCAUCAACAACACCUACUCACGGCUGACGGACGAUAUCCGGCGCGAGAAGCAGCACAAGUACCUGAUGCUGAACCAGCUGACCAAAUCCGACAAAGCGGACAACGUCAACAACAACAACAUCGACACCAGCAACAAGAACAGCAACAAUGAGAAUCUGAACAACAGCAACUACCAGCACCACCGAGCGGACGAGCUCAGAUCCAGCAACAACAACAACAACAAUGACGCAAGCAGUAUUAACAACAACACCCGAAGCGCGGAGGAGCGCAAGAGUCCAAAGAAGAGCUCGGCGUCGGUGGAGACCGACCUGGAGACGCUGGACCGGGAGCUGUGCGCGCUGGACGCGGCCAUGCCGCUGGUCGAUCCGGAAAUCACGCAAGGUGCCGAACAGCUCGAGCAGGCGAUGAUGUCGCGCAAGCGCAAGUUCUCCCAGAAGGACGACGACGACAACAACGACCGGCUGGUGCGCGAGGCGCUGUCCCAGUUUUACCUGCCCAGCAACCGGCUCUUGUCCGGUAUUGACGACUGCCCGACGCACCACCUGCUGUCCGGUCCGCUGGACGCCAAACGCACCAAAGUGGAUCUCCUCGAGCACAAGUACCAGCAUCACCACCACCAUCCCUUUCACUCGCUGCCGGACUUGAACGUGGCGCUCGAGCUGACCAACCAAAGCCACCAGAAAGACUUCGAGGUGAUCAUGGACGCGCUGCGGAUAGGGGCGGCGGCGGCCGCUGCCGGAAGCUCGAUGGUGAGCGCGGGCGCCACCGGCUGCGGCAGCACCACCGGCAACAUCGACUCGUGCGGCCAGGCCGCGAUGAUGAUGGCCGGCGAGGCGGGUAGCGUGUUCCACAACCUGGUGGUGACGUCGCUGGAGACUUGAAAGUAGGCCAACGUGCCACCUCUUGCGGCCUUCGGCAGUAGCAGCGCCACCACCUGGUGCUGGUGGCGACCACCAGCAAUACUACCAACUCCUAGUUUUUAAACGGCAGCGCGUAGCCUUCCACAUGCAUUGAUCUUAAUUUAUUUCGAACAUCGCGACGCGCCAUCUCGCGUCGAGCAUCAUUAUUUAACAGAACAACCAACAACGUGUUAGCAUUAUUAUCAAUCAAAGGAUUAUUUAUAAAAAAGAAACAAUUUCGCCUCUAGCCAAACGCGACAACCAACCACAACAACAAGGCUGACGGAAACCAAUUUCGCCAGCGCGCGAAACACUAGGGGCCGGCCACAACAAUGUGACGUUUCGCACAACAGAGUGCGCCUCAACUCACACACACACCCAAACGCACGUGCAUCGCAGCAGUCGCGUGCGUGCGAAUCGUGUGUGAAGCAAGCAGAGCUAGAAAAACAACAACAACUUGGCCGUGGUGGUGGCAGCAAGCCGUGCAAAACGAGGAAAAAUGUAAGUGAAAGUGUGCGCGCGGCGGCACAAAAGGAAAACUAAGCUGCGAUGAGCAGCACGGCCUGCUGCCACCACUACCACCACUAAUCAAGUGUUCGAUUUAAAUAACUCGCUCUGUUUAUCGGUUGAGUAAUCAACUCCGCGCUACGUCAUCGGUGGUCGGUCCCACCCCUCCUCAAGUGUUUGAAAGAAUAUCGUUGCCAAAAUUAAACUUUGUUUUAAAAACUCGCAAACUUGCCAAGAUUCUUGGCCAAAUUACUAGAAAAAAAGGGCUCGCACACACAUACGGCACACACACGCAGCGAAUAGCUUUUUUCAAGUGGGCGCGUGUGUGUGUGCGGCGCUGAUCCUCUCUUACUCGCGGCGCACUCAUCUUUCUCUCACUUUUCUUCUGACCUACAAACUAAUGAAAAAGCUGAACAAAAAGAUGAAAGUUUCCUUUUGCCACCACAACUACAACAGAAUGAGAAGAUGAAGAAAAAGUAACACACACACAUUAAAGAGGAAAAUUUAUAGUAAACAGUAUCUGUGAUAUUAGCCGUAAGGUGCGUAAAGAGUUAGCAGUAAAUAGUAGGCAAAAUAUGAUAAGAAAAAGAGUAAUUUCGCGGUGUGUCUGCGCGCGUAGUUAGUGUGCUGUAAAAGCGAGAGGGAGUCACUCAGUUGAGAUUUUUUUAACGUUUUUCUUCGCUCACAUAACCCUCUAGCGAUGAUUUAGCGAAGAAAACAAAACCAAACUAUUCCAAUGUGCGAGUGUGUGAAGAAUACUUGAACAAAAAAAACUGAAAGCGCAAUUUUACCCAUUUUUCCUAUAAAUACACAAACCUAGUACACGCUAAAAACUAACCAAUUCGGUUCCGGCUGUGCUCGCGCAGCUCCAAGACCAACCAGAGAGAGCGGGAGAGAUAUGUUAGGUUUCAAACAUGAUCGCCAAAACCCCUUACUGCUUGUCCAAUCAACCGCAAACAGACGAAGGCAGAGCUGAGACCAAAGCUGACAAAUCACCAGAAGAGAGUAUAAUUCAACCACUUCCAAAAUUGAGAAAAUCAUAUGGCAUUACAAAACAAAAACCCUGUACGCACAGCGUACAUAAACCGAUCACGAGAUCCCCCAAAAAAAAAACUUGUUCAAAUUUGUUACUAAUUUAAUUUGCCAAAAAGAAGCAGAAGUGAAAACAUUCCGCCAUCAGGAGAAAAAAAAUAAAAAAAAAAACAAAACUCAAGUGCACUGACCGAAUUGCGAAGCAAUUUCGGAGUUUCAAAAAAAAAA